This is a messenger RNA of Scedosporium apiospermum, 1326 nucleotides long. RefSeq lists its product as uncharacterized. Bases 1 to 1326 code for a protein of 441 amino acids. Lineage: Eukaryota; Fungi; Ascomycota; Sordariomycetes; Microascales; Microascaceae. The transcript has 5 exons. The record is from RefSeq and is a predicted model, not a curated record.
AUGGGCGAAUCUAGUACACCCGACCAACUCGACCUAUGUAUCGCGGUCGAUUUUGGUGCAACCCAUACUGGAGUCGCGUGGAUGUCGUCAAAACUUGAAGACGAAGAUAUCCACAUCUUUAGAGACUGGCCCGAGGCAGACCCACGAGAGCCAAAGGUUCCGACUCUCUUGGCCAAGGAGCAAACUGGGAAGGGGACAGAUUGGGGGUUCCCGUGCAAACAUGCCGCAAUCGAGAAGUGGAGAGGUUUUAAGAUAUUCUUGGAUCCUAAUGAGCUCACGAUGGGCCACAGGAGUGGCUCUUAUCACGCGCCAAAAGAUUCGAGCGAAGUUGAUCGAAUUGUCACAGAGUAUCUGAGGCACGUUUAUCGCCAUAUCAGUGUCAGAAUCCCGGAUGAUGCUACUCGCGCAUCCCUUCCUGGAGAAGGGUGGAAAGACUGGAAAGUCUGCUUCAUCUUCAGCGUCCCGACGACCUGGCAUCCAGAACAGACCAAUCACUUCCGGCAGCUCGUUCGGAACGCUGGAUUUGACCAGGUGGAUCAACACAAGGUGGUGCUAGGAUUGACAGAGGCCGAGGCCGCAGCUGUCGCCGCCGGCGAUUUGGACCUUCCUAUCCAGAAGGGCGAUGUCCUCUUGACGGUAGAUGCCGGCGGAGGAACAACUGACUUCGCCUUUGCUAAGGUUGCAGCCGCCAAACCACUUACGUUUGAGUCCCUCGAGGCGGAAAAGGGUGUUGCGAGGGGCUCUUUGACAAUCGAUACCGAGUUCGAACGGCUCCUUGGCAGGAACCUGCCGGGAAAUGCUGCGCAGAAAGUGACCGAAAGCGACGGUUUCCGUACGGUGAAGCAUAAUUUCGGACAAAGGGACCAUCGAGCAGAAGAGUACAGUCUUGCGGUGAGCAAAGACAUGGGCGAUUCCUCCUUCGGCAUGUUUACUCUGAAAGGCGGUCAUCUGUUCUUUAAACAUGAGGUUAUGCAGGAUAUUUUUGAUGACAUCUUGAUGCGCAUUGCACCGAAGAGGACGGACGCACUGGAAAUGUUCGGGGGAAGCUACCCGGACAAUGUAAAAUAUGUUGUCCUAUCAGGAGGCCUUGGGGGAUCUGCCUAUGUUCUCAGGAACUUUGAGGAGUUCUUUGCGAAGGAAGGGGAGAAGAGAGAAUGUGAGGAGGGGGACCCCUUCAAUGGGAAAGAAUAUGUCACAGAUCAGAUUCAAUGGCUCAUCAAGAAGGGCACAAGGUUGACUGUUGGUGACGAAUUCAGUCAUACCAUCGAAAAACGCUUGGGUUCUGAUGACGUGGACCAAGAGGGUUGGUCAGAGAAAAUCGUUUAG